Molecule: messenger RNA, 6966 nt
Organism: Lineus longissimus
Lineage: Eukaryota; Metazoa; Nemertea; Pilidiophora; Heteronemertea; Lineidae
Product: inactive tyrosine-protein kinase transmembrane receptor ROR1-like
Exons: 12
Coding region: 324-3131 (935 amino acids)
Biological process (GO): positive regulation of neuron projection development; protein phosphorylation; positive regulation of kinase activity
Cellular component (GO): signaling receptor complex; plasma membrane
Molecular function (GO): Wnt-protein binding; ATP binding; transmembrane receptor protein tyrosine kinase activity
Source: RefSeq, a predicted model, not a curated record
GCACAGUUUCAGAAAUUUCAAUUUCAGAAAGUUCUUUUUUUCAGGAUACAUGUGUUUUUUCCCUAGAUUAUUGCUGUAAUAGCUGGUCAACCAGUUACCUCUCCCUGUUGGUUAUUUGUUAUUUUCACUGGUAGUUUUCUUCUCAGGAAAGGCUUUGCUUUCUUGUGGUAUUCUAUCUUAUUGAUAUCUUUGUUGGACGAAACAGAUAUCAUAUUUUGACCGUUGUCAGUGUGGAAUGUAAACUGAUACCAGUGGAUAUAUAACUUCUUCUUUAUGAUGUCCUAAGUGAGGCUCAGUCACAGGACACCCCCGCCAAUAAGGAUAUGGGAUACAAAUAUGGCGGCAGCCGAGAAUCGUCGGCUGGUGAAGACGAGCUACCGGAUGUGCCCAUAAAACUAACCAAUAUGGAUGAAGAAAGAUAUACCUCCAUACUGCGACCACCUCCCACAACAGAGCCAGGAUAUAUCAAAGUAGACUUCCACUUAAAAAAUGUGACGAAAUACGUCGGUGAGACCGUGCGGUUAAAAUGCGAGAUUACUGGGGACCCUGUGCCCAGGUAUCAAUGGUUAAAGAAUGAUGCACCGAUCUUAGAGGAGAAGGGACGGAUCAGUAUGAAACCCACAUUGUGGGGUUCAAGGUUAAAGAUUGAGAGCCUUGAUACAUAUGACACUGGUUACUAUAAAUGUAUUGGCAGCAAUCAGUAUGGGAGUGCAAGGACGGUAGGCGUGUUGUAUGUCAACCCAGGCCCUAACCCCAAUGCGCCCGACCCAACCAAUACCAACCAGCCUGAUACGAGCUUGGAGGACCUGUUUGGAGGACGGGGGAUUCCGGGUGGUUUCAGACCUGGUAAAAACAAUCAACCCAAAAUCGACGAGGUCGACAAGAAGGAUCAGAGCGGAUUCUGCCAGCCUUACUUGGGUGCCACCUGUGGCAAAUACCUGAAAGGAAAAGAUAUCUUCGUAACGUCAAAGUACGAACAAGGUCACAAUGACGAGAGGUUGACAGCUGCUAUCGCGAUGAUCGCUGCAUCCUCUCAGACGCGCCUCUCAGAAUACUGUGGGCGUUAUGCCAUCCAGAGUCUGUGUUACUUUACGUUCCCAAUGUGCGACUUGACAGUGAAUCCUCCGCGGCCACUCCGAAUCCGACGUGACGAGUGCAUGAUGGUCGAAAAUCAUCUGUGUUUGGAUGAGUACAGGAAGGCUAAACAAAACCCUGUUCUCGGCACUAAACUGAUCCUGCCGGAAUGCAAUGAUCUUCCUCCGGACGGCAGUCCCCAAGCGGCAAACUCAAUCAGUAUGAACAUACCUAACGUCAAACAGUGGUACAAUUCGGAUCAAACAUGUUAUAACGACACCGGUAAACAGUACCGAGGGACAAUGAGUGAGGGUUUAUCUGGCCGAGACUGUGAACGGUGGACGCACACCUGGCCUCAGCAACUUUACUACGACCCUCUGAAACACAAAAUGUUAGGAAAUCAUAACUAUUGUCGUAACCCUGGUGGUGAGGUUGACCAACCAUGGUGUUUCACCCGCAACGGCCUUGAAUUGCGACAGGAGCCAUGUGACAUACCUAAAUGUGAGCCCACUGGUGGGGGUACUGAGACAAUGAGUGAGAUUAUGUUCAUCCUCAUCCCCAGUGUCGCCGUACCGAUCGCCCUCAUCUUCCUCAUCGUCAUCAUCUGUAUGUGUCGCCGGUCGAGAAAGAACAACGCAUCGCCGAGCAAAGUGCCGAAGAACCUCGGUCAGAACAUGGAGCUGAGUCCUCUGAAUGUGAAACAGCCUCCGUUGCGUGCGAGAGAAUUUCCCAUGUCUUCCAUAAGAUUCGUACAAGAGCUCGGCGAAGGGACUUUCGGGAAAGUCUACAAAGGGGAGUUAAUCGGGUUGUACAGUGAGUCGAGUAUCACGCCGGUUGCCUUGAAGACGGUGAAGGCGGAAACCGGCGGGAAUCAGAAACUGCAUAACGAGUUCCGCCAAGAGGCGGACAAGUUGACUGAUCUGCGACAUAUAAACGUUGUUUGUUUGAUCGGAGUUUGUACGAAAGAGUCCCCGAAUCUGAUGUUGUUUGAGUACAUGACGCACGGCGACUUGCACGAGUUCCUCAUCAUGCACUCGCCACAUUCGGACGUGUCUUGUAGCGACGAAGAAUCCCGGACUCUUGAUCAUUCAGAGAUGCUUUAUAUAGCGGUGCAGAUCGCCGCCGGGAUGGAAUUCCUGGCCGCGCAUCAAUUUAUACACAAAGACUUAGCUGCUAGAAAUAUAUUAGUUGGUGAUAACUACAAUGUCAAAAUAUCUGAUUUUGGUUUAGCAAGAGAAAUUUAUGCCACAGACUAUUAUCGGGUGCAGAGUAAAUCUGUGUUGCCCGUACGCUGGAUGCCACCAGAGGCCAUUUUGUAUGGUAGAUUUACCACCGAGAGUGAUGUGUGGUCUUACGGAGUAGUUUUGUGGGAGGUCUUUAGUUAUGGACUUCAGCCUUAUUAUGGUUACAUCAAUCAGGAGGUGAUUGAGAUGAUACGGGCGCGGCAGAUUCUGCCGUGUCCCGACGAGUGUCCGGCAAGGAUGUACGCAAUGAUGGUCGAAUGCUGGCACGAGAUGCCUUCCCGCCGACCGUCGUUUAGCGACAUCCAUGCGCGACUCCGCCAAUGGCAAGGAGAGACCAUGGCGGCGCAGAAGCCAAAUCUGACUAUCACGCAUAGUCAUUCGGGGCAUUCUAGCAGCACGCACCAGAGCACGCACAGUCACCCUAGUCAGCACAGCAGCACUGGACCUAGCAACAAUACUGCCACGACAGGCCUUACCGGGAGCUCCUCAGGCGGCUACGGCCCCGUCUCCGGGCCGCGGGCAGUACAGAUGCCAAACCCCAUGCUACAGCACCAGAUGCCAUACAGGCCCAUGACCAAUCAGCAGAAUACGUUCAACAAACGACCAUCGCCACCGCCAUCUGUAUCGAGUCACAAAUCCUCCGCGCAGAGCUCAGCGUCUUCCUCGAUCGGGUACAAGUCGGGCGGCGAACAGAGCAAGCCGAGUAACCCGACCACGCCCAUCAAGUUGACCAAUCUCAACAAGGCGGCGAGUCCCGGGAGCCAGAACAAUCAGAAUAUGAAAUAUAUACUCGAAUCUCAGACAUCGGUGUGAAGAUGAAUUUUCACUCAUGACCCUAUUGCCUGGUCAAAUCAUACACGGAGCAUUCAAAAUGAUUCUUGUUAUUUUGUCAUUCUUUUUAAUUAUGUGACUUUUGAAUGUCACCAAUGAAGAUUGGCAUGAAAUGAAAUUUCAGUGAUGCAAAAAGAAGUGAAAGUGAAAUUUCAAGUGAUGUAAACGAGAAUUAAUUACUUAUUAAUUCUUGGUACUUGUAUAACUAAGCCAUUUCUCUAUGACUUGGUUGAAAAAGAGCAUAUCAAAUCUUGACCGUCGGAACCUUGAUGGAAUCUUGAAUGAUCUGUGUAUGAUUACUCUGCCCUCUGACAAUGGGCUUUAAAGGCCUAUGCUGUUCGUGUGCAUUGUCUUUGCAAAUUCAAAUUCAAAUUUCAAAUUUUGAGCAAACGGCGUAGGCCUUUAACAAUGAAAAUGCCAUAUUCUAGAGAGACGGUAUGCUACACUCUGUCUGUGAUUUGAUCGCUGACGACUCUGACAAGAAUUAAUCUUUAGCAAUUCCUGAUGGCGCGAAUGUUAUGGUUCAACUAGGACCAGGGUAAAUGAGUGCUUUGAGUUCAGUGCUGAUGGGCAACUAACACCAGAUUGACUUUUGGAGUGACCAAAGUGGUAUUGUUGAUUAGUCCAAAGGACUGAACAGAGGACCCAGACAGAUGUUUUUUUGGUCACUGCAAAGACUUCUCUUGAUUUGGUUGCUUGUGUGUACCAUACUUUAUUGCACGCAGUUGCUGAUAACUUAAAUUUUGAAUAUAAUCAGGUCGGAAGUGUCAUCUAUUAUUGAGAGAGUGUACUAUAUUGUCGCAUAUUGAUAUUAUGAUAUCAGUUGUGCUAAGAAAGCGUGCAAUGACAAUUCAAAAAUUAACAUAUAUAUUUUGUUUAGAUUUAGAAAAACGUACAAUCUUGACAAAUUUUAAAAUGUUGAAUGAUAUUUAUGAAAUAUGUCUGAGGUUUCAUCUUCUCACCUUGAGGUCUGAAGGUCACGGUCACCUCAAGGUCAAAGUUCAAGGUCAUUCCUUGUGUAGAUAAUCCCUGUUUAUCAUGUUUAUGGUCGAGAAAUGUCUUAGAAUUGAUCUUUCUGAUUUUGUGUGAAGAUGUAUAAUUGAUUUUUAUGGCAAGUCAUCUCAGACCCACCUCAGUAAUGGUCAGUCAGGUCCACCUCAAUGUUGCAGUUCAUAUCCAGACCCGCUUAAAAAUGGAGGUCGGACCAACCCCAACAAUUUGUAUAAUGGAAUUGCCGAUACAUAUUCUUUGACAGAAAUAUUGGUUUACAAUAGUUUUAUUUUGAAGUAGAUGUUUAGAACUUUCAAAAUAAACUGCUGAUUUCACACAUUAUACACGUAGCUUGUUUGUAAGAAGAACUACCGUACAUCAUAACUCAGGUUGCGUGGACAGGAACUGUCCAAUCAAAAACCUGCCGUGUGACGUGUUUGAAACCUGUCACGAUACGAGCGUGAUACAAUGUUCUUCUUUAUCGUUUAGAUGCUUCACUGGAACUACUUUCGGGUAAAUUGGUUACCGUCUUGCAAGGGGUUAAUCAGAGUACCAAAAAUUGCCGAAAAAUCAUUAUUAUUGGAUAGCCCUGAUUGGUCUAAAGUUGAGUCAAAAACAUAUUUCUUUGUGAUGUAAUCAGACUUCUGUGACCAAUCGGAAAGCAGACAUGACUUUAGUACACCAUCUUACCAUCGCCAACAAUUUAUCUGAUUAGCCCUCUCUUUAGGAGAUAAUCGGAAUCCAAUCUAUAGAGGCUGUGCGGAUGACGUCAUCACGGAAAAGGGACACCAUUUCGGAUGGUAAAUUGAUGUAGGUUAACAUCGAAUUCGGAUGCCCAAGUGACUUCACAGCCUCGUACAUUCAAGCUUGAAGCUUUCCAGUUCAAUGUUAGUUAUGAAUCGGACAGAUGCUUCUCUCAGUGUAUGAUUGCUUUUAGCUGUGUAUGCCUAAAGUAUCGCGCACACGAGCGAUGAAAUCAGGAGCGACAGUUGGUUAAUGGUUGCUCGUCCGCGCUUUACUCACCCUCACCUUAGCUGGUCACACUAUAUUUUAUGUAGUCAAAUUAAUGACACACGCACCUCUAGUCUUACUUUUACUGUAAAAUCAUAAUGAUUUUUCGCAUUCUAAGUUAUUUUCAGUAUGAUUGGCCUUUUGUCUAAAUAUGAAUAUCCUAGUGCUGAUUUUGAAAUUAAGUAGGCUAAAAGAUGAAUGUGCAAAAUUUGAGUCUACGGUAGACUUCUCAAUUUAAAGUUUGUCUGCAGUUGAUCAGAAUCGUAUAACUGGUAGUAUCAACUGGGUCGGGUAUCAGGGAUUACUAGAGCCAUAUUUGUGUGGUGUAGAGUACUAAAAGGAAUGGUUGGACCAAGGUUUUGACCGCUCCCAGCCUUUUAAUCAUGAUGUGACAAUCAUCUCAAUAUUUUUCAUUGGAAAAUGGUGUCUGAUUUUCUGGGGAACAUUUGCUGUGCUGACUGUUAUUGCUGUCGCUGACUGAAUAGGCUUACUAGAAACAAUGGGCCGUAGGAGCUCUUGUGCUUCAUCAUUUUCAUCAAUUUGACACUGUGUAACAUGUGUAAGUUAUUGGAAUCCUUGAUAAAAAUGUAAUAGCAAUACCUAAUUUGUAGCAAAUAAGAAAUUUUAUCACCGUGUGUGACUUGCGGUUUCAUGUCCAAUAAACUGCCUCAAGCUUAAAAUGGCCUGAUAUGUCAGGACGACCAAGUCAGUGCUUUGAACUUUGAGGUCGUUACAUGGUGUUUUCCAAAUCAUGGGAUGGGUACUAUCAGUUGUAAUGUGUCCUUGGUUGCAUGUACUCUGGGACACUCAAAAGAUUGUUGGGUAUGUUUUUUUGGGGGGGGGGGUGUAAGUCCUGUUGGGGGUUCGACACAGUUCACGUUAAUCAUCUUCUCCUGUCUCUCGACUGGUCCAGAACGUUAUUGGACAAUCACUCUGCAAGUUGAAAUAUGACAGUUUGCAUAGACAUUGGGAUAAAAUUGUGGGUUUUGAUUCAAUUGUUGUCAUAUCAUCGCAAUAAAAAGUAAGCUAGCCUCAAGUUAUGAACAGUCCAAACCUAUUCACGUGACCAUUCGUUUGAAAGCUAUUGACGAGCACUCUCUGAUGGCAUAAACUGUGGUACGAUUUAUUGUAUCUUGGGGGGAAAAAUCAGCUUCGGAAAUUUUUCCAAAAGAUGUUUUAAUCCUGGUAAAUCGUGCCAUACUCACAAAGUUGACUGAAGACUAUGAACAUGUGCAUGCAAUCUGUCAUAUUUUAACUUUUUAUUCUCGGUGGCAUCCAGGUUGUUAAUUGAGGCUUAUGUAUGUCUGUUACUGUGGAUGUUUGGGAAAUGUGUUCCCUGGGAUAGAUUUUUAACGCCUCGUCAUUGUAUAUUCUCGUCACUUUGUAAAUUGUAGGGAGCUGUGCACGGAUUAUUUUGCAGAAGGAAGGAAAUCUGUGGAGACAGCUGACAAACUGCGGCAACAGUCAUUAAAAAUAUUGAAAUUUCAGCAAAAAAAUUAAGAAUAGUUAAACCUAUUGACGUGACCAUUCCAUGGAAAGCUCUGAAUUGUUGCUUUCUGAUGGUACCAUUUUUGUCAUGAUUAGUUACUAUUCUGGGGUAAAAUUAUACAUUUUCAGAAAUUUUGGAUUUCGGUAAAAUUCCUGAUAACCACAGACUUGAUUCAUGUCUUUCAUUCACCAUUCUUUAUUGCCAGGUUUGUUUGUUCAGAAUUUGAACUUUGAAUAUGAAUGCGAUAUACAUGCGAAGUUUCACUGCAUUUGUUUUGCACUGUUGUUUUUCAUCGCAUUUUGCUGUGGGGGGGGGAGGUCUCAAUUU